GGGUAGUACCUGCAAUUGGUUGAAAGGACCCACCCGGAAGGGUGAAUGCCCCCGGCUGGAGAGAAAGGAAAGCCUGGUGGCGGGAAGUUUUUAUUGGAGUGCGGCUGAAAGGGGAGAAAUUUGGCUUUCCAGUUCGACUUUAGAAUGGCAUCCAUUUCAGCUCUGAGUGAGGAACUGGAUUCUAUAACGAGUGAGCUACAUGCAGUAGACAUUCAAAUCCAGGAACUUCUGGAAAGGCAGCAGGAGCUCAUUCAGAAAAAAAAUGUGCUAACGAAGAGAAUAAAACUGUGUUUAGAGGAUUCCGAAGCUGGGGAGAGCAGUGAAUGUGAUUCUUCACCUGCCUCUUGGAAUAAAGAAGAUUUUCCAUGGUCUGGUAAAGUUAAAGAUGUUCUACAAAAUGUCUUUAAACUGCAGAAGUUCAGGCCACUUCAGCUCGAAACUAUUAACGUCACAAUGUCUGGAAAGGAGGUAUUUCUCGUUAUGCCUACAGGAGGGGGAAAGAGUUUAUGCUACCAGUUACCAGCAUUGUGUUCAGAUGGUUUUACCCUUGUGAUUUGCCCUCUGAUCUCCCUUAUGGAAGACCAGUUAAUGGUUUUGAAACAAUUAGGAAUUUCAGCUACCAUGUUAAAUGCUUCUAGUGCUAAGGAGCACGUGAAAUGGGUUCAUGCUGAAAUGGUAAAUAAAAACUCCAAGCUAAAGCUAAUUUAUGUGACUCCAGAGAAAAUUGCAAAAAGCAAAAUGUUUAUGUCAAGACUAGAAAAAGCCUAUGAAGCAAGGAGAUUUACCCGAAUUGCUGUAGACGAAGUUCAUUGCUGUAGUCAGUGGGGACACGAUUUCAGACCUGAUUAUAAGGCUCUUGGUAUCUUGAAGCGGCAGUUCCCUAAUGCAUCACUAAUUGGACUGACUGCAACAGCGACCAGUCAUGUUUUGAAGGAUGCUCAGAAAAUAUUGUGCGUCGAAAAAUGUUUUACUUUCACGGCUUCUUUUAAUCGACCAAAUCUCUAUUAUGAGGUUCGGCAGAAGCCCUCAAACACUGAAGAUUUUAUUGAGGACAUUGUAAAGCUCAUUAAUGGAAGAUACAAGGGGCAAUCAGGAAUCAUAUAUUGCUUUUCUCAGAAAGACUCUGAGCAAGUUACAAUUAGUUUACAGAAACUGGGGAUUCCUGCAGGUUCAUACCAUGCCAAUAUGGAACCGGAAGAUAAGACCAAGGUUCAUAGAAGAUGGUCAGCGAAUGACAUUCAGGUAGUUGUGGCAACAGUUGCAUUUGGUAUGGGAAUUGAUAAGCCAGAUGUGAGGUUUGUUAUUCAUCAUUCAAUGAGUAAAUCUAUGGAAAAUUAUUACCAAGAGAGUGGCCGAGCAGGUCGAGAUGACACGAAAGCAGACUGCAUUCUGUAUUAUGGUUUUGAAGACAUAUUCAGGAUCAGUUCAAUGGUGGUGAUGGAAAACGUGGGGCAACAAAAGCUUUAUGAGAUGGUGUCCUACUGUCAGAACAUACACAAAUGUCGCCGUGUAUUGAUAGCUCAACAUUUUGAUGAAGUAUGGAGUCCAGAAGCAUGUAACAAAAUGUGUGAUAACUGCUGUAAAGAGAUUACAUUUGAAAGAAAGAAUGUAACUGCAUACUGCAGGGAUCUUAUUAAGAUCCUGAAACAGGCCGAGGACCUGAAUGAAAAGCUCACUCCACUAAAACUGAUCGACUCUUGGAUGGGAAAGGGUGCCUCGAAAUUGAGAGUAGCAGGCCUUGCUCCUCCCACACUUCCUCGUGAAGACCUGGAGAAAAUCAUUGCACACUUUCUUAUACAGCAGUAUCUCAAAGAAGACUACAGUUUUACAGCUUAUGCUACCAUUUCAUAUUUGAAAGCAGGACCUAAAGCUAAUCUUCUGAACAACGAGGCACACGUUAUUACCAUGAGAGUAAAGAAGCCCAUGCAGAACUGUUUCAGGACUGAAUCACCUCAAACUUGUCAUUCUGAAGGAACUGAUAAAAAGAGGAAAGAAAAAACUCCAAGUAACUUCCUGAAGAGAUCUGCAAACAUGCUUCAGCAACCGGAUUGUAAGAAUACAGGGGCUAAGAAAAGAAAAAUUGAUAAUGCAUGAGAUAAGUGUUUCUAAAUUUUCCAAGAAAAUAACUUAUGCAUGGAUACACUAUUAGUUUUGUAGUUAAUCAGAAGUUUAAUUUGAAGACAAUUUCAUUAAUAUUUUAUACAUAUGGAGCUACAUUUUCAGAAUUUAUCUCUGAAGUAUUGAAAACUUGAGAAUUUGAGACAUUCUGAUGUCUUGAGAUCAUGAAUUGCAUAAAUUUACAGUAUAAAACAGGAAAAAUAAAUUAACUUUAUUGUAAAACCCUUUAAAUGUAAAAUACGUAAGAGAUUAAGUUCAUGUAACUUUGUUAAGUUCUGUAUGCCUUGUCACAACUAGCUGUAUUUUUCUUUUCACACAACUGGCUUACAAAGGCUACAACGGUAAGCGUCUUGAAACCAUAGCCUGCCUUUGACAUUUCACGGUCAAAGAAUGGCUCUGGUAUGUUAAGCGGACACCACACUGUUGGUUAAGUAGGUAACAAGCUAAUCUGUCUCAAAGCUAAAUCACAAAUGACUGUCUCUGAGUUGAAAACACAGAAAUGAAUACUUCAGACUUAUCUUUACAUAAUUAGUGGUCAGUUUUGCGUUAAAAAAAAAAAAAAACCUAUACAAUUAUUUUAACUUCA
This is a messenger RNA of Capra hircus (goat), 2704 nucleotides long. RefSeq names its product RecQ like helicase (gene RECQL). Bases 145 to 2094 code for a protein of 649 amino acids. Gene Ontology annotation, cellular component: chromosome; cytoplasm. The transcript has 15 exons. The record is from RefSeq and is a predicted model, not a curated record. Gene Ontology annotation, molecular function: 3'-5' DNA helicase activity; nucleic acid binding; four-way junction helicase activity. Lineage: Eukaryota; Metazoa; Chordata; Mammalia; Artiodactyla; Bovidae. Gene Ontology annotation, biological process: double-strand break repair via homologous recombination.